Molecule: messenger RNA, 1309 nt
Organism: Caenorhabditis auriculariae
Lineage: Eukaryota; Metazoa; Nematoda; Chromadorea; Rhabditida; Rhabditidae
Source: the annotation of a GenBank genome assembly
AUGUCUGGUACAAUCACGAUAAAGAUGCACGACAAAGAAGUUGAAUUUGAUUUAACUGAAAAUAAGAUCACCUUCAUCUCCAUCAAAUCAGCCUGCCUUCUUACCAAUGAGGCGAUUGUUUCUUUGUCAUACGAACUCAAUGGCCGCCGAAAAUUUUGCCAGUAAGUCACAUUUCUCAUUUUAAAAUAUUUUUAUCUGAUUUAAUUUCUAUUUCAAUUAAUUUAGGAGCCAAGUGGUCCCCGAACCGUGUUUUGUGCUUCCCGCUGGCUGGCCGACCAUGCAGUUCAAUGUUGAAUCAAUCGAGUACCAUCACGACCAUCAACGCCUGCUGAUCAAGGUAUUUUUUGGAUAUUUUAACGCUUUUUUUUUAUCGAUUUUAAACAUUUUAAGAUUAAUUGCAACAUUAAUAAUUUAUCAAUUCUAGGUCCGAAUCAGAAGAAGCAAAAACUUGAGCCAAACCCCGAACAACUCCCUAUAGACGGUGAUCUGGCUGCCUAUGUUGGACGAUUUGCUCUCUACUACAAUGUGAAGGGUGACAAUUACAAGAGAUGUGCCGUUCCGCUGACUCCAAGACUCGCAGCAACAUGUCGCCAUGGAGAAAACAUAGCGAUCAAAGAAGGUUUGUUGGUUAAAGGUUUAUUUCAAUUGGCUAUUUAUAGAUGAUGAGAUUGUUAUUCGUUCUUGGGCAGAUAAAGAAUUCAAAGUGGCGACUCGUGUUGUGAAAAUCAUUGAAGAAUUCGACACCAUCAUCUUGCGGUCAGAGGGAGUGGAUAUUUGUGAUAGAAAUUUCAUUUCCGAAUCAACUGUACCUCGAAAAGGGAUGCACUAUUUGAUGGUAAUUUUUUAUCAAAUAAAGUACUUUCUAAAUUGCUUCUCAAAAAACACUUUUUUCAGAUGGGAUACUCGAUUCGUCAUGAAAAAACAAAUCAUCUAUCGCUUUCAAACGGAAUAAUCGCAAGUGAUGUGACUCGAAGAGCGUGUUAUACAGGUUUGUUGGUUAUAGGUUUACUUCGAUUGGCUAUUUACAGGAACGAGUGGAUCAUUCAAAGGAGACAGCGGUGGUGGUUGUUGGGACGUAGAUGGUCGAUUAAUUGGAAUGCAAAUCGCAGUUGAGAAAGUCCCCCACACGAGGGACAAUGGACGUCCAGCAUCUCCCGCAGUCGGAGGUCGUUGCCUAAUCGUUCCAGUCAUCGCUAUCGAAGCCAUUAUUCGGGUAAUAUUAACUGAUAAUUUCGUUCAAAUAAUCUUUGAACUUUAGGAUUUAUUGCCACAGGAAGACUCGGAUGGAGGAGCUGAAUGGAAUGAGUAG